Molecule: messenger RNA, 1005 nt
Organism: Hippopotamus amphibius kiboko
Lineage: Eukaryota; Metazoa; Chordata; Mammalia; Artiodactyla; Hippopotamidae
Product: 2-acylglycerol O-acyltransferase 2-like
Exons: 6
Coding region: 1-1005 (334 amino acids)
Biological process (GO): diacylglycerol biosynthetic process; triglyceride biosynthetic process
Cellular component (GO): endoplasmic reticulum membrane
Molecular function (GO): 2-acylglycerol O-acyltransferase activity; diacylglycerol O-acyltransferase activity
Source: RefSeq, a predicted model, not a curated record
AUGGUGGAGUUCAUGCCCUUGUCCAAGCAAUGGGAGCGCAGGCUGCAGACCUUCGUGGUCCUACAGAUGUUCUUCUUCACAACGGUCCUGCCUCAUAUCUGCAGUGUGGUCUUCAUAGGCCUCCUGUUCACAAGAUUCUGGAUCUUCAGUGUCCUAUAUGCAACCUGGUUGUACCUUGACCGAGAUAAGCCACGGCACGGGGGCAGACGUGUUGAGGCCAUAAGGCGCUGGUUCAUUUGGAAGUACGUGAAGGACUAUUUCCCCAUCUCGCUGGUCAAGACUGCCGAGCUGGACCCCUCCUGGAACUACCUUGCUGCUUUCCACCCUCAUGGGAUCAUACCCACCGGAGCUAUUGCCAACCUGUGUACCGAGAGCACCAGCUUCUCCUUGGUCUUCCCCGGCAUCCGCCCAUAUCUUGUGACACUGAACAUAAUUUUCUGGUUCCCCUUCUUCAGGGAUUGCAUGAUGUCAUGCGGGCUGGUCUCAGCAGACAAGGAGAGCGCUGCUCACAUUCUGAGCAGGGAGGGAGGCGGCAACCUGCUGGCCAUCGUUGUUGGGGGCGCCCGGGAAGCUUUGCACACGAAGCCUGGAACCUACAAGCUGGUGCUGCGGAACCGCAAGGGCUUCAUCAGGCUCUCCCUGAGCCAUGGCGCAGCUCUAGUGCCAAUCUUCUCCUUUGGGGAGAAUGACAUAUUUGACCAGGUUGAGAACGCCCCUGGCUCCUGGUCGCACUGGGUCCAUGACCAGCUAUACAAGAUCAUGAGCUCCUCCCUCCAAGUCAUACUUGGCUGUGAUCACUUCCAGUACCGCUUUGGUGUUGUGCCCCACCGCCGGCCCAUCACCACCGUGGUGGGGAAGCCCAUUGAGGUGCAGAAGACACCGCAUCCCUCACAGGAAGAGGUGGACGAGCUGCACCAGCGCUACAUGAAGGAGCUGAGCAACCUCUUUGAAGCCCACAAGCUCAAGUACAAUGUGCCCAGUGACCAACACUUGGAAUUCUGUUAG